AGCUCACCCCGCCGACGCCCUUCAGGUAAGGCGAGGGGCGUGUAUGUGCCAAUAAGGUGGCCAGGUAUGCAAGGGGUGGGGCUGCAAGAGAAUCUCUCCAGUUAUUAAGCUGGGGCGCUGCGCACCUGCACCUUCGCUUUCUUCUGCGCUUUGCGGAUCAAGAGCUGCCGGCUAAGCCACCAUGAGCCUCGGUUACCACCGCCCCGGGAGCCUGAGCUUCAGCAGCCGCUCGCAGGGCUCUCUUUCCAAUCGGAGCUCUUUGUACCGGGCCAGUCCGGGAGGCUUCCAACCGGGUUUCCUCCGGGCGUCCUCCGGGGUCUUUCCUGGCUCCCCCCUUUCCGCUUCGCCCUCUUUCCUUCUCUCCUCGCUGCCCAGCCUAGAGAUCGACCCCAAAGUCCACCAGAUCCGAACGGAGGAGAAGGAACAGAUCAAAGGGCUCAACAACCAGUUCGCUUCUUUCAUCGACAAGGUGCGUAAACUAGAGCAGCAAAACAAAGUGCUGGAGACACAGCUGAAGCUCCUGAAGGGCAGAGACCAGUACAAAUCUAACGUGGGGCGCAUCAUGGCAGCCCACAGCCAACCCCUGAAGCAGCAGAUCGAUGCACUGAAUCAGGACAAGAUGAAGCUGCAAAAUGAGCUAGAGCACACACAGGCUUAUCUGGAGGAACUGAAGAGCAGGUAUGAAGAUGAGAUCAACCGGCGGAACCAACUGGAAAAUGAAUUCGUGGUGACCAAGAAGGACCUGGAUGAUAUCUACUUGCAGAAAGUGGACAUAGAGUCCAAGCUUGAGAGCAUCUCCAAUGAAAUUAAGUACCUUAAGCAGCUGUUUAAUGAGGAAAUCCAGGGGUUACAGUCUCAGAUACAAAACACAAUGGUAACUGUGGAGAUGGAUAACAACCGGGAGUUGGAGAUGAAGCAUGUAAUUGAUGAGGUGAAGGCACAAUACCAGGUCAUGGCUGCCAAAAGCCGGGAUGAGGCUGAGCAAUGGUACAAAAACAAGAUUGAUGACAUGGCUCGUCGGUCUCAGAAGCACUAUGAUGAGCUGAAAGGCAUCAAGGGGGAGAUUGCUGAACUAACUCGCUAUGCCCAACGUGUUAAUGGGGAAAUUGAAGCCUUGAAGAACCAGCGAACUAGUCUGGAGAAUGCUGUGACACAGGCUGAAGAGCAAGGGGAGCAAGCUCUGCAGAGUGCUAAGGGCACUAUCCAAGACCUGGAGGAGGCACUGAAACGUGCCAAGCAAGACAUGGCCUGCAAAGCGAGAGAAUACCAAGAGCUGAUGAACAUCAAGCUGGCCCUUGAUAUUGAAAUUGCCACCUACAGAAAAUUGCUGGAAGGAGAGGAGAACCGGAUGGUUAGCCAGACUCCGAGUCUUCAACUCAGUGCUAUUGACAAGCUAGAUUUCUAAACUCAUCCAUUACUUAUGCAGCUGGGCUCCUGACACAACCUUCCUACAGCAAGGUCACUGGGAAUACCAACAACACUUCACUGAAGAGACCCUUGCUGAUCAAAACUAUUGAGACCAAGAAUGGGAAGAUCCUUUCAGAGGCCAGUCACUUCUCGGAGAAGUAGCAGAGCCAGCAAAGGGGCAGUUGACUGGAGUGUUCAAAAUAAAUAAUUAUUAUAAAGCUUCUAA
This is a messenger RNA of Heteronotia binoei (common prickly gecko), 1633 nucleotides long. RefSeq names its product intermediate filament protein ON3-like. The record is from RefSeq and is a predicted model, not a curated record. Gene Ontology annotation, molecular function: structural constituent of skin epidermis. Gene Ontology annotation, cellular component: keratin filament. The coding region runs from base 182 to 1405 and encodes 407 amino acids. Lineage: Eukaryota; Metazoa; Chordata; Lepidosauria; Squamata; Gekkonidae. The transcript has 9 exons. Gene Ontology annotation, biological process: intermediate filament organization; keratinization.